Pieris napi is the source of this 3273-nucleotide messenger RNA. RefSeq lists its product as uncharacterized. The transcript has 6 exons. The record is from RefSeq and is a predicted model, not a curated record. Gene Ontology annotation, cellular component: cytoplasm. NCBI's taxonomy places the organism in Eukaryota, Metazoa, Arthropoda, Insecta, Lepidoptera, Pieridae. The coding region runs from base 386 to 2260 and encodes 624 amino acids.
UAAACAUUAAACAAUGACUUCAGACAUAUUCCAAUGUGCCAUACCUGUAUGCCAGCCAGCAUUGGAGGUGGCUACAUUAAUCGUGAUAAAAAUUAACGUUUAGAUAUAGCGGAAACAGUCAUUGGAAUAACAUUUAAAUAGGUUAUAUUAUUUAUUCACUAAGAUUAUAAAAAAUUACUAGUGGUACAGUGAUCAGUUUCACGAUGAUUUGUUUUCUCUAAAAGAUAAGUAAGUGGUUAGCCUUCUGGGCCUGAAACACGCAGGCAAGCCAGUCACUAUGUUUAAAUUCAGCAAGUGUUAAAUGCAUAGUUGAAGUUAAUGUAAUGAGUCACAGAAUAUUACACUUUGAUAAGCAUCAUUAGGUUGCUACCCUCAGGGCAUUGUAAUGGUGAUAAUGUCGUGUAUGGGUGAUGUGGCUUUACAUGAUCGUGUGCCAGCCCUAUGGCAGCGAAUUGAAGAUGCACAUUAUAGUUACCUAGAAAUAGACGAUAGUCCUGAAAAGCUGCAGCAAAAGAAAAAAUUACAAGGUUACAUCACGGAAUACCUGUCGCUAGUUCCAAAUGAGUAUAAAUUUGGACUGCAAGAGACGAGCAAAGUGUUUCAAAGGACGGUCAACGAGUUACCUGACUAUAGUGCGUACAGAGCCGGCAUCGGUUGGGCGGCGAUGGCUCGAUACGCGGCUAAUCUAUUGGCCCAGCCCUGGAGGAAGGAGUAUAAGGUCGUCAGGUUAUAUUGCGGGUUCUACAAGCACGAGGUCGAGGCCAACCUCGUGGGCGGCGAGAGCUUGCUGCGAGCGAUGGGGUACCGGGCCCUCGGCGGAGGCCGCCUGGCUUUGGACGGGCCCGUGUGCCCCGACAUGGCCGCGGCCGUCUCCCGGGACGCGCUCAUCGCCCAGUGCGAGAGUCAGAUAAUGGCGUCGAUCUGGGAAGGCGUCUGGAGCGGCGGCGGCCGCGUGUCGUGGGCCGCGGUGGCCGCCGAGAGGCUCGCGCCUUCCCGAUGCCUGUUCGGCGACGAGAACGUCUACUCCAACAUGCCCGCGCCCUCCGCGCCUCGCCGCCGCCCGCCCUGCCGCUGCCCCGACGUGGCGCCCUUCGUUUAUUCACCCUGCGAGAUGCCCGCGGUGCCCUACGCGGGGCCCCACUACUUGCCCCUACGGCCGUCCUACGCGGUUCCCCCGCCCGUCUACGCCCCCGCGAAUCCUGCCCCGAGCGACGCCGUCGACGGGUCGAUUCCCCGACGCCCGUGCCCGGUCGUCCCGACGGCGCGGUUGAUCGAAUACGACUCGGAGAGAGACGAAAGGCGGAAUCGCAGAGUCGACGGCCCGUCGAGGUCGGACUCGCGGCCGGCGCUGAAGGCCAGAGAAGACGGCACGGGGACGUACGAGAGCUGGGAUUACGUGUUCAGGAACUUGUCGAGCAAGGACAGAGACGGAGACGGCGGGAGCGGCUUCUCGCAGUCGUCGGACAGAGACUCGCGGACGCUCGACAGGCUCGAGAGGGACGAGCGGAGGAAGUAUCGGCCCACGACGAUGGACUUGGAGGACGGCCUUCGAGCCUUGCACCUCGACAGAUCGCACGACGAAGAAGCGUCCCGCACCGCCAAAGUCAACGAGAGUCUGAUGAGGCUAAAGCGGGAGCAAGAGUCGAAGCGAGUCAAGAGGAGACCUGAAGAGAGGACACAGGAAGAGAGGAGACCGGAAGUGAGGAAACCGGAAGAGAGGAGACCGAAGAGGACGGAAUCUAUGGGAAAUCCGAGCGCCGACGGGCUCGUCACGCCGAAAGUGGCUCCGGAUAAAGUGAAGUUGCUGAGCAAGAGAGAGAUAAAAGAUAGGAAGGAAGCGAUGAAGCUGACGGUCAACGGUCAGCUGUCCAACGCCGAGGUAAAGAAGCUCAAGAGACCGGUCAAGGCGGCGGCGGCCGAAGUGGAGAAGACCAGGAAACCCUCGGAGAACGGAGUGCACGAGGCUUACGGGCCGACGAGCGUUGCGAGCUCCGGCCAGCCCUCGGGCCUCGAGGCGCAGCUCGCGGUGUCGUCGGAGGACGGUCGAGCCGAGAGAUGGCAGUGCGGCACGUGCACUUACCUGAACGCGAGCGGCCUGCAGGCCUGCGACAUGUGCGGCAAGUCCAAGAGGGGGCCCCGGAUCCAGCCCUUGACCUCCGGAGGCCGAGAGUGUCCCGCGUGCACUCUGGUCAACGAACGGGACGCCGAGCUGUGCGACGCGUGCGGGACCGGCUUGGAUCGUUGCCCCACUUAUAUUUAACGGUUUCUUUUUCUCACAUGUUUUUUAGCUUCGUCGUGAUUUAUGUUAUCGGCUCGACCGAACGACGGAACCUAUCUCUGAAACGGCACGACGCUCCAAAAGAUUCCCUAGGCUAUAUUUUUCUUUUCAGUCUAUGUCUCCGUGUAAGGUCUACUUUUUUCAAAGACGGAUUGUGGACGUUUCGGGGUGAGGACGAUUCUCGGCUCCUACUUGAACCUUACUAUAUUUGUACACCAUUCUGAGGUGAAAUAUUUAUUCCAUGACGAUUGUUAUUUUAUAAAGAUGCAUUUCUAUCAUUUGUUAGCGUGUUUAAUAGAUAUAACUUUAAGGGGCGUCACUUUUGCACUAUGAGAUGAUGUUUUCCAUCGCGAAGGCUAUCGAGGAACGGUUUAGAAACCAUCUUAAGAGCGUCUCGAGACCUUUUCACGCUCACAUCCAGGUCGAUGUUUUCUUAACCGGACCCGUUCAUCUGGUUGCUGUCGUAAUAUAUCGGUUCACCAGCUGAGACAAUUGUUUUGCUAUUUCGACAUUAGAUCGUGGAUUUAAAUUUUAUACAAAGUUAUUUAGAGUGACAGCCCUUUGUUAUUUAAUGUGAUUAUUGUUAUUUAUUGUAUAAUUAUUUUAAUUUUGACUCGCUUGUAACAGGGUAAUGAUUGAAAUAGGUUGACGUGUUUCCUCUCGAGCGCAAUGACGAAUCAUUAUUAAUGGAUAUUAUUGUGGAGCGAGUGGGGGAGCCAAUAUCGAAGAUCAUCUAGUCGGGGCACCUACUCGGGUAUAAUUUAUUUGUAGAAACCGUUAAUUUGGAAAAAUAAUUUCGAUGAAUCGUCAAUGCCUCAAUUUAAAAAGUUUAGUAUUUGAAAAUAAUGUUAAUAGUGUUCGUUUUACGCCUUCUAAAAUGCUUUAACAUUAGAAUAGUUUUGCCUUUUGAUUUAAACAUAAUAUUGAUCUGUAAAUAACACUAGUGUACAUAGUAGAGAUUAAAUUAUUAAUAUAUUUAUUAUAUACAACUUGAA